Molecule: messenger RNA, 10864 nt
Organism: Phascolarctos cinereus (koala)
Lineage: Eukaryota; Metazoa; Chordata; Mammalia; Diprotodontia; Phascolarctidae
Gene: CASTOR2
Product: cytosolic arginine sensor for mTORC1 subunit 2
Biological process (GO): negative regulation of TORC1 signaling
Source: RefSeq, a predicted model, not a curated record
CCGAGUUUGAGUGGCAAGUUGUUUGUUAGACUGUAACACCAGCUGCUUUCUGCACUCGGGAGCUGCGCGUCUCCUCUGCCCCUCAACUCCUCCUGCGGCGGCUCCGAGCCUCGGCUCGCUGUUUCUCUCCGCCGCCCGCGGCUGGGGCAGCCCGAGCAACUUUGGGGCGCUGCUUUUGCCUCUCCCCCCAAGCCCUGGGCUUCUCCUCCUCCACGUCCCCCAGCGCCGGGAGCCGCGCCGAACCCCUCCCCUCCAAUCAGCCCCGCCGACGGUGCCCCGUGGGGGGGAGGGGGCGGGGGCCGGGGAAGGGGGGGGCGCUGAAGGGAGUGAGACCCCCGUGCGCCCCUCGGAUGAACUAACUCCCAAUGAGAAAGAGGAAAAGAUGGAGCUUCACAUCUUAGAACACCGGCUGAAAGUGGCCAGCAUAGCCAAGGAGAGCGUGCCUCUGUUUACCUACGGGCUCAUCAAACUUGCCUUCCUGUCCUCCAAGACCAGGUGCAAGUUCUUCAGCUUGACCGAAACGCCAGAGGAUUACACCAUCAUCGUGGAUGAAGAGGGCUUCCUGGAGCUACCGUCCUCAGAGCAACUUAGUGUGGCCGACGCAACAUGGCUAGCCCUGAAUGUGGUGUCCGGUGGGGGAAGUUUCUCCAGUUCCCAGCCCAUCGGGGUGACCAAGAUCGCCAAGUCGGUGAUUGCCCCACUGGCCGACCAGAAUAUCUCUGUGUUCAUGCUUUCUACCUAUCAGACGGACUUCAUCUUGGUACGCGAGCGGGACCUGCCCUUUGUCACACACACCUUGGCGGCUGAAUUCACCAUACUUCGGGUCGUCAACGGGGAGAUGGCAGCCGACAACCUGGGCAUCACCAAUGGCUUUGUGAAACCAAGAUGGGUAAGAGGAAGGCCGGUCAUUCACCCUCUCUCCAGCCCCAGUAACAUGUUUUGUGUCACCAGCCUGGAUCCUGACACACUCCCCACCGUGGCCACACUCCUGAUGGACGUCAUGUUUUACUCCAAUGGAGUGAAGGAGGCCGUGGUAAGCAAUGAGGACGGUGGCCACAUCCGCUUCUUCUCCUUCUCCUUGAUCGAAGGCUACAUCUCCUUAGUGAUGGACGUGCAGACUCAGCAGAGGUUCCCAAAUAAUCUGUUGUUCACGAGCGCAUCUGGAGAGCUCUGGAAGAUGGUGCGGAUCGGAGGACAGCCCCUCGGCUUUGAUGAAUGUGGGAUCGUCGCUCAGAUCUCCGAGCCUUUGGCAGCCGCUGACAUCCCUGCCUACUACAUCAGUACUUUUAAGUUUGACCAUGCAUUGGUACCAGAAGAAAACAUCAAGGGUGUCAUCAAUGCCUUGAAAGUCAGUCAAGCAGAGAAGCAUUAGACGCUCCCCGUCUUUCCCCUUCCCCCCUCACCCCGGCUCCCCAUCCUCCCUCUGCUUCCAUCCCCUGCCCUCACCCCCCAACAUUCUUCUUGCAGUAUUUCAUAAACCAGAAAAUGGUCUUUAGAGACCCCCACAGACAGAACCAGCAAGGAAGGGCUCUGAAGGAGUCCCCAUCGCCCCGGGGCUGUGAGCGCCAAGGGCCAGUGUUGGGCCUGAAGUGAAGUGGGUUUUGUGUGUGUGUGUGUGUGUGUGUGUGUGUGUGUGUGUGUGUGUGUGUGUGUGUGUGUGUGUGCACGCGUGCGUAUGUGCAUGCAUGCGUGUGUGUGUGUGAGAGAGAGCGCCAACAGCCGUCCUUGCUUCUCUGGAAUUCAAAGCCACCAUGGAUGGGCGCAGACCCCCAACACUCCCACAGAUGAAGCAAGCAAGGGGAGACGCGCCCGCCCCCAGCUCUUCCCCCUCCUCACCUCAGCGGAGACAGAAAGGCGGGGAGAAGUCGCCAUCUCCCAAGAGGCUGCCGGUUGGCAACGGACGGUAGUCGGAUGAUGGGAGGGGACAUUCUUUUCUCAGCCUGGUGUGAGACUGUGUCUGGGACCCCUCGGAAUGCUCUCACCCAGCCCCUUCUUCAAGCCCGGGAGUCGUCUUCUUUCAGGCUUCUUGAGUUUUCGAGGGAAUCAGUGGGAGGUGGCCAAGGCCAAGCCCCCCGGCCUCAGAUCUUCUGAUUUCCUCCUCCUAUCACAGAUGCCCAACCAUUGGCACACCCCAUUGCCCUGUUGCUUGGCCUCCGUCCCAUCAUCCCCAGGACCCCCAGAUAGUUCAUCUGGAGGCUGAAGGGAGAAUGUCUCCUCAGCCUGCCCCAGGCUUUAGAAGGAGCCAGCCCUUUGCGGAGCGGGGGAGGUAGUGGAUUCCCUUACGAGCCUUCUGAAGGUGGGGAGAUCAGAUUUCCCAGGGCCAGAAGGGAAUAUGGUUUUGUCCUCGCUAGUAACUUUGCCUAGAUUCUCACCCCAGGACCUCCCUUCUGAACCCAGAGGGGGCAGGAGUGUGGGAUGGUAGAAAAGGACCCUCCGCUGGGGUGAUUUUAAUCUCCCCACCACGAUCCCUUUGGCCCUUCUGCUGCCCCUGGGUCACCUAGGCUGGGGGACUUCACUGAGACCCUCCAGGAAAAUCGCCCUCUUCCCUCUCCCAGAGUUGUAAAACCACACAGCCAAAGGUACUUAGAACUGCUGGCCCAGCGGCCUUGGUCCUUCCAAGCCAUCUGUAGCCUCCGCCACACAGGCAACGCUCCCCUCCAACCUCAGCCGCCUGUGUUUGGCCACAGGGGCUCCGCGUGCUGCGGACAGGAGGAGCUCACUGGCCUCAUCGUCAGGUCCACAGACUGCUCCUAGAACUUUCCACCAAUUGACCCUGUGGUCAGACCUGCCCCUUCCCCACCACCCCCUCCCAUGCCUUCCCCAGAGAAAUGUAGCCUACACAACAGGGAAGACCCCAAUGCCCCCUCUUCCAGUAAAAGUAGCUGUCACACUCUCCUAGAGGAUCCCCCUUGAGUGGCUUCAGCCUGUAAGACCCUAAUAGUGAUAGGGGCCUAGCAGCACUCAGGCUCUGCCCCACCCCCCCAAAAAAAAUACAACAGAUCUUGUCCAUCUUUGGGGCAGGGGGUCUCAUACCCUCUCAGGCCUUAGGUUUCAUUGGGCCAAAGGCCUGUGCCCCCAUUUACAACCACAGCCAGCAACUGUAUCUGCCUAAGACUCAUGUCUCCCCUUUGAAAUGUCUGGGGGCCUCUCUGAGGCCCGCCCCUUAUCCCAGAGCUGUAUACCCAGCUCUGUAGAGGAAAGUGAAAAGCUGGUGCCUCCCUUUGCCCAUCAGCCUCCCCCAUGGUCCCUCACCCCGUGCCACGUGGCAUUCAUCAAGCAAUUACUUGAACUCAGAGGCCACUUUAAUGAGCCUUAAUAGGAAGAGAAAAUAAUGACCUUGUUUUAGUUUCUUAUUUAAAGUGUUUUUUGCACUCAGGCUGUUUAGUAAAGUUAAUCUGGUGGCGUGGGAGGAGAAGGGGGAGCCCUUGUCAGUGAGGGCUGGGGUUGUAGAGGAUCGCCCACCCCAUUUCUCCCAUUCACCCUCCAUGCCCCUCAAAUUCACACAUCCGAGUGUCCUGAGCCACGCAGAGUCCAGGGUCAGCAUGCUCACCUCGGGUGUGUGCAUCCAGGCCUGGGUCUGAGCAGUGAGGGUGGGAGGGGAGACCAAAGAGAAGGCUGUGAACAUGGUGGGGAGGAUGGUUUCCAUUGAAUUGGGCCCACCCUCCUUGGGUCCAUUAUCAGAACAGCAGAUCUGUCCUCAAGGACGCAGCUUUCUGCUCUGGUUUCCAUCCAGAAGAUGGAUGAAACAGCUUACCCAGACCACCAAAGGGGAAUGCAGAGCAUUCUGAGCAGGGUCCCGUGACCGCCAUCAUUCCUGGCCUCCACAGCUCCUUCCCCUAUGCCCUUCUUGCCAAGGUCAGUCGAGUUGCACUGUUUCUCAGAAACGUGAUGAAGUCCCUUUUUCCCUGAUUCAUUUUUUCCAGGGGGUUGAGGAGAGGGGCCGAGUGAGCUCCCUCCCCCAGCAUACACUCACACCCCAUUCUUAUCCUGACCUUGCUGGAGGGAGCUUGUCUGGGCCCCUGUUUGUGAGGAAUGGAGAGGAUAGUGGACAGAGGGAGGGUGGGGGUGUGGAGCUAUCCAUCGGGAUCCAUUUUGAUUCAUCUCAGCAUGGAAGCCUCCCCUCCCCCUUUUAAAAAAUUAUCGUCUUUGAUUUUGCACAAAACUCUGAAAUAACCAAAAGUUGUCAGUUCCUUGCUGAUCCCUAGAGGGGCAGGUGUCAGAGAAACGACGGACGGCAAGCCACAGCUGUCUGGUCCCUCAGAUGCCUGGGUCAGCCCAAAUCCUCCCCCACCCCUCCUUUUCCUUUGACUUCCCCACGCAUCCCUCCCUACUGUGUGGCGCGAGUCUGUGCGUCCAUCUGUCCAAACCCUCAGAAUGCUUUGUGUUCACCCGGACAUGACCCUGUUGGACACACAUAUAAAUACCUGUGUUUUAUGUUGAUAGAGAUAUAUAUAUAUAUAUAUAUAUAUAUAUAUAUAUAUGCUGUAAAUAGCGUAUAUACCUGAGCAAUAUAUAUAUAUGUUAAUAUAUACUGUGAGUGUGUGAGUGCGUCCACGCAUGUGCGGACACAUCCCAGUUGGAGAGGCACGGGAGUGCCCGUGGGGUGCUGCGACCGUGGCAUCUGUCUCCUGGUCCAUGUGCUGGGCAUGUGCGGCACGGCUACGCACACACAUAGUCACCAUAUAUUUUUAAUUCAGAUAUAUGGGCAAUACAACUAUUUAGAUAAGCCGUACGGAUUUUCCGAACCUGAUGUCCAACAACCAGCAGCCACAGUUCACCUGGGGUCAGAGUCGGGGCCGGAAGCCCCAGGACGCGAAGCUCGAGCCGGUCUCUGACCUCAUCUGUUUUGUCCUGUAGCCAGUGGGCUCGCCGCCCUGCCCUCUCCCGCCAUGGCCUCCCUGGUCAGUCGUGACAGAAUCCAGACCAGAUUCUGGUCACUGUAGCCUGGUUUGCUUGCUUUGGGGGCAUGGGAGGGGCACUCUUUCGGUUUGGCUUUUCGUGACGUAGCUGCUCCACUAUGCUCCCCUAUUGGGUUGGUGGGCCCCCGGGAUGGGGUGUCCUUCAGCCUGUUAUAGUGGUCAUCUUUGCUGUGGCGAGGAAGCGUUUUCCCUUAAGGGUGGGAACAGGGUGGGCGUUCCUUCCUCUGUCUCCCAAGAAUUGCCCUUGGCAUUUGACCUAAGGAAGGUUUUCCUCCAUUUUCUUUUUUAAUAUUCUUGUUGUUAGACUAGUCCUUUUCAGGAGAGGAUACCUUUGAUGGACUGUCAGCAGGGGCACAGGUAGGGCAGCCGGGGCCUGGCCUGGACUUCAGCUCUCAGACCCUGAAUCCGGAUUUGGGGUGGGCGCUGUCCAAGCCCAUAACUGCUGACGAGUGUUGGAGUCUCAUCCUGACACCCUAGAGUCCAAGGAGACAUUGGGUGCUUUAUUUUGCCUGCUUGAAAAGGGUGCUGUGGUUUGGGGUUGUUUUGGGGGGAGGGGGGUUGUGAGUGUGUAUGAAUCAUGUAGCUUCUAAGUAGUUUGACCUUUGUUGUUCUUCCAGACAAGAUGUGACUUAGUAGCCCUUGUCUGCUGCCUCUACUGGCCAUCUGGCCACAUCCUCACUCUCUGGGGGCCUCCCAGAGGCCAGAUCCCGCCUGCUCUAAGAGGAAAUGGGGAAUGGGGGCAUUUUCUGUUUUUUUGUUGUUGUUAUCAGAGGGCCUGAUUUAGGCAGGGCAUUUCCAUUUCCACUGUUUCUCAUGCAUCAGCUCAGUCAUCUCCCUCCUCCACUCUUCCUCCUCCUCCUCCUCAUCUUUUGGCCAGCCCCUCCAAAGGGCAUGGAUGAUGCAAUCCUGGACAGUAUUUAUUCUCACCAAGAACCCCAGCAGAUUCAAAACUUGCCCAGGGAAAGGAGGGGUGGUGGGCCAGGGUGGCCCAAACAGAAUGAGGAAAGCCCCCUGGGCAUCCUGCCAUGGCCCCAGCCUGACAGAAGAGUGUGUGCACAUGUGUGACCACGUGUAUUCGUGUGUCUCCUUCCUCUGGCCAUCUGAAUGACCAGAGAGGAUGCCAGCACAGCUGCCCUCACGAGCUCUGUGCAUUGGGAAUGAGGAAGACCAGGCCAGCGCAGGGGUAUGGAUUGGUGGUGGGAACUGCCUCUUGUGAUUGGGGUUUGGAGUCUUGCCCUGUUCCCUCUGCCCCCUCCCCAGUCCCCCAGCCCCCAAAGCAUCCUGCCCUCAAAAUAAAUGUCCCUUUUAGGGCUGCACACAUUUCUACCUCCUUAGCUUCUCUCAUCACUCAACUCCAUGGCACUUGGUGCCAUUCAAGGGUCACCAGAGCCCUCCAGGAAGCUGAAGUCCUCUGGACUCCCAUGGGAGUCCAUCCCAGUUCUUUAGCUUGAAUGGUGGAGGAGCUCCUGGUUACCUGAGUCCUUCCCUAGCAUCAGAAGGACCCUUGGAGAGAGUGAGUAGGAGUGGGUGGGAUCAUCUCUGAGAACGUGGUCACAUUUACACCCCCUUCCCCUCGUGUUGGACAGGGUGGAGGAACAGCCCUGAGAUAGUUAAUGACCAGAGAGAACCCUCCAGCCCUAGAAGGUAGUGGAAGUCUACAAGGCCCUAGGCCAAGAUGGGAAAUGCUCAGAGCAGGGAGCUGUUGGAAGAGGCCAGUGAUCUGGAGAAGUUGUGCUGGGUUUUUUAAACAAGCAACUACAAAUAGGGAUACUCUCAGUAGCUGCUCUGCCCUAAGUGGAUGGGUGGGUUUCCCAAAAGAGCUUUUUCCUCGAGUCUCCAGAGAAGAAAAGGAAGAAGUUAAUGGAGCAGGGUCUUUUGAAGGGCUAGAACAGGGUUCCAUAAAGUUGGUUAAUGCUUACCUAUUUGUCUUAAAUGUAGGAAACUCUUGAGCCCCUAGUGGACCACUGACCUGGUAUCUUUACCUGUCUUCUUCUGGAAUAGGGCUGGUUACAAAGGGCAGUGUUAGGCUACUACCCUUCCCAACAGAUAGGAGAGAACAGUCCUUGUCCUGCUGAACCACCAAAACGCUUGUGUUUCUGGGGUGAGGCGUGAGAAAAGAGACCAGUGGGGCUGAGCCAGGCCAGAUCUCCCAAAAGAAAGAACUUGACCACCCCGAGUGUUGAAAAUCUUAAGUAAGUUCAAGAUUUUUGCUUUUUUUAAUGCUCUAUCUGUUAGUUUUCCUGGAUUGUUUUGGUUUUUUUACCCUCACUUCCUUCAAUAAGCUGCUAAAACAUAUCUGUUUUAAUGCAGCCUUCUUGUAAUUGAGAUUACCUGCUAGAUUGUCAGUUCCCUUAAUGCCAUGCCAAAGGCUAAAUCUCCUGGUCUCAGAAAGACCCUUGUGCAUAGUGGUCCCCCCCCUUUCCCCCAGACAGAGCUUCUGGGACAUUCUGUGAUCUGGUGACUCUUCAGCUCCCUGUCCUCGUUCUUUCCACCUACUUUCUUUGAGGAAGGGAGAAGGUAGGAAAAAGCUUCUGAGCAUGGCCUUCCAGCUGGAGCUGGAAAUGCACUACCGACUAUGCACCCAUUCUGUAGAUUUGGAUAUUAGGAUUACAUUAGUCAAGCUUCCAUCCAGUAGAGGAAGAGGUAACUCGCCUUUCACAGUGCCACCAAGCAGGGGGAUCACCAAUUCCUGGGAACAGGAAGGCCCCAAGGAAAGGAAGUAGGCUUGGCAAGCUGCUUUGUUCAUUGACCCCUUUUUGUGGCCUCUUUAAAAAAUAUGAGUGCCUGGGAAAGGACCAUUUUUACCUUGAGGAUGGAUACCAUUCAGCAGUUUGACUCGAAAGUAGAUAAAACAGAGGGCUGUCUUUCUGAGUAGCUAACGGCAACCUAAAGGUGACCUGAUUGGCUGGGCGGCACAUGGUAUUUGGUGGGAGGAGAUCUUUUCCCAACCCAAGGGGAAUUCUAGCAAGAAAUUAAGACCAUAAGUGUUAUCAUUUUUCAGAAAGUGUUUCUUUGAGGUACUGGAUUGGGAGCAGAAGAAAAGAGGUCAAAGCUGGAGAAGGCCCAUGAUUGGCUGCCAUCUUGCGCCACACCAGGAUCUAGCUUGAUAACCAUUUGAAAUGUUGCCCCCUGUCCGCCUCCCCUUUCCUCCCCUUUCUUCCAGACACUGGACAAAAUAGCUUCUGCGAAGGGGGUUGUUUUCCAAGGGAACGAGUGAUGUCUUGUGCUGUGGUCUGUGUGUGGGUGUGAGCAUUUAUUUCUGUUGUUGGCGGGCUGGGCCUGCCUCUUUCCCUGCUUGACCUCAGCUCCUUCUCAUGCAGAAGCCAAUCUCAAGUCCGGAUUAUCCCCAUCUCUCUAAUGAUCCUUAAGUUAAUAACAGCAAAAAGGCGAAUGUCUCUCUCCUUCCACCUUCCCAGGGAAUCUUACUGAGUGGAGCCAUUGAGUCAGCCUUCGGCCCAUUUCCCAUUUAUGUAUAUUUUUGGAUGUGAGAUGGCAGCACGUUCUAUUGUUGUCCUUCAGAGUGAUGUCAGUGACUAUGGGCCACUGGGAAGGGGUUCUGUGGUAGGCAGAGGCAGUGGGCACAGAAGUUCUUGGGAUGUUGCUUUGGGAUGCCCUAUUGGACCCUAGAAUCCUCUGGGGGUCAGGAAGGCAUGGGGCAGUCCAAGCUCAAGAAUGAGGGAUCACUCUCCAGCCAAGUGUCUAUAGUGAGACUAUGAUAUGUGAUGGGUAGGAAGUUACAGGGGCAAGGAGGAGGGAAGAGCGUGCACUGAACACGAUCAUUUAGUGGCCCUGUUGAACACCAAGCCAAGGCCCUCUAUGCUUUUCCACCCUCCAGGAGCUGGUUUCCCUAAACAGGCCUACCCAAUUUCCAUGGCUUCUAGAAUGUUUAACAUCAGGCCAGAAGCAGUGCGAGGGUUAAGAGCUCAUACCUGAGACAGCCCAAGUCCUACAUUGAGGUCCUAGGGAGAUGGUCGACUUGGCGGACUGUCUAGAAUGCCAUGGUUCCAUCGUACUGGGGGUAAAGUUCCAAGACCAGCUGGAAAGGCUGUGCGGGUCAGGUGCUUAGGUCUUUUCUCCGCAUGGGAGAUGGUGGGGAUUGAUGGCUAUCAGAAAAUACCUUGGUUGACAGAUGGACUGAGAACUCUUUGAUUAGAGGGCAGGAAAAUUGGUCCUCUUAAAAACGUAGUACGAUGGCAGAGGGAAAGAAGAGGCAAAAUCUGCCCUCUUGGAAUGGGAGGGUUGGAGAGGGUCCUCUUGGGAACAUUUGCCUUCUGGGAAUGGCCAAAAUGAUGGUUUCCUAUCGGGAUGGGUAUGUGUGGGUGUGUGGGGGUGUGUACGUGCACACGCGUGCACUGGUAGGGAAUGAGUGUGGGUGGGUGGGUGAAGGUAUCUGGAUGGAUGUGUUCGUGUGUGAAGGUACCCAGUCCAUUCAGUAUUGAGGGAUAGACCUCCUGGCUCGAUGUUUGCUUAUAGGUGCAGUUUACAGAGUGAGUGGCCAGUGAUGUCACAGCAUCCCUCUGCCCUCGGGCUCAGAGGGCACCCCACUGGAGUCUGUAAGCCCCCUACCUUGUCUGCCCACUGCUUGUGGGAUGCUCUGCAUGUUGUGCAUGGGCGUGUGCACCCCUUCUACCUCUGUGAGGGAUGCACGUAGUUCUGUUUGUUUUUUUUCCAAAUAAGUACUGUAGCAGGGCCAGAAAGGACACGUGAGGGGGACAGAAAGGAAGGGAUCGCUGAAUGUCCUUAGGAGCAUCAGCCCCGGCUGGUGGCGUUACCUCAUCCCUCUUUCAGAAGCCCCUUUUCAGAGCCUGGGGGCUGUCGUGACUUUGAGCCCGUGGAAAAUGGGACACUCUCUGUCCCCUGCUCCAAGUAUGGUGCCUGCCCACCCCCUAAACCCAUCCCUGCCACCACCCACGUGGAGAGCACUGACCUCUUCAAGACUUCCAUCCCAUCCUCCAUCCCCAAACCAGGUAAAAGACCUCAGCUUCUUCUGGUGGCUCAAGCCAGUGAGGAGGGGGAAGGGGAGAACUUUCUGGAGCUUCUGCUCUGGGGGAGAGGGAGCAGCCGAUCGCCCUCUUUUGUGAUGUCAUCUGGCAUGGAUGAAAGCGCAAUCGAGGGCCAGUUGUAACCUAGUCGGCCUCCUUAACUCCCCUUGGGCCCCAGGAGAGCUGCUCUCCCAUCCCUUCCCCGAGGCCACCAUCACCCUCCCCAUCACUCCCUGUUCUGGAAUGCUGUCGAGCCAUGCUGUAGGCGUAACCCCAGUGGAACCUGGGAGACAGGCAUGUCCUAGAGCCCAGAGGGGGAAUCAGGUAUUUGGGGAAGCUGCUCAGUGGAGGGCAAUGAUGGUGUAAAUUUUUUUGGAGAGCCCUCAGGAGGGCUGGAGGGAUUCACAAACUGCUGCUGCCACCACAACCAGAACGAGAAACCCUUUUCAUGACCCUGAAGUGAUGGCAAGGCAGGGGUGAGGGGCAGGAGAGCUCAUGACUGUUGGGUGGCAGCUCUCUCUGUUCUCCGGCUGGUGUCCCAUCCAUCCCCGCCCCCAUCCCCCCUUCCUAGCUCUUUUAUGUGCUGUUCCCCCCCUCUUUCUGAAGAUGCCAGCCCAGAGCACUUGGCUAGGACCAUCCCUGAGUCACCCAACAGCCACACCACCAGCAUCAGCCACUCUGGAGCACCUUGGCCUUGUGGUCGGGAUGGACGGGAAGAUGGUGGGGCGAAGAGGUGGGGGGAAGAAGUCACGAGGCUGCUUCGGGGCUCCCUCUCCUCCCUCCAGGGUCCUCCCAUUUCUUUGGGGGUCUUGGGCAGAAGAGAAACAAAAAUCCUGGAGAUUCACGUACUGUACAAGGGAGAGAGAAAGAGGAAAAAAAUACCUAAUGUCCCCAAACAAAUGACAGUAUAUUUUGUACUUUGUAAAGUGUUAAUUAAAACAGAGAAAAAAAAAGUUAACCGAA